Molecule: messenger RNA, 309 nt
Organism: Patiria miniata (bat star)
Lineage: Eukaryota; Metazoa; Echinodermata; Asteroidea; Valvatida; Asterinidae
Product: ficolin-1-like
Exons: 1
Coding region: 1-309 (102 amino acids)
Source: RefSeq, a predicted model, not a curated record
AUGCUCUUAGAUGCCGGUUAUCGUUCAAGCGGUACAUACACAAUCUACCCAGAGGGAUUCGGUGUUGGCAGUCCUCGUGUCUACUGUGACAUGGGAACUGACGGCGGAGGAUGGAUCGUGUUUCAGAGGCGACAAGAUGGCAGCGUAGACUUCUACCGUAACUGGGCCGAGUACCAGUCUGGCUUUGGCGAUCUGUCCGGUGAGUUCUGGUUGGGCAAUGACAACUUGGUGACUCUGACGUCUGAUGAUUCACGUGGAACAUGGGAGCUAAGCGUUGAUUUAGAGGACUGGGAGGGCAACACAUCAUGA